Hippocampus zosterae (dwarf seahorse) is the source of this 1035-nucleotide messenger RNA. RefSeq lists its product as uncharacterized. Bases 1 to 1035 code for a protein of 344 amino acids. The transcript is spliced from 2 exons. The record is from RefSeq and is a predicted model, not a curated record. Lineage: Eukaryota; Metazoa; Chordata; Actinopteri; Syngnathiformes; Syngnathidae. Gene Ontology annotation, molecular function: protein binding.
AUGAUCGACUACGACAAGUACGAGCACAUCAAGUCCCACUUCAAGCUAUUCGAGAGCAAGCUCGGCCAGGCCGGGCCCACCCUCAUCACCCUCCGCACCCGCGAGGAGCCGCCCCCCGAAGAGGUCAACCCUAACGCCAUCGUCGAGAAGGUGCCCGCCCUGCCCAUCACCAACAUUCGCAAAAUGGCCCUCUCUUCGAAGUUCCCCACCGGGCACAGCCGCACCGUGUUCACCCUGGUCAAGGUCAAGGACCGCGUGGUCACGGGCAGCGAUGACGGCAGCAUCCGGAUCUUUGACGCCGUGACCUACGAGCAGAUCACCAGCCAGCCCUGCCACGCUGCGGGCAUCCGCGCCAUCGCGCAGUUGCCGAACAACAUGAUCGCAACCGGCAGCUACGACAAGACGGUCAAGAUCUGGAACAUCGAGCAGUUCCUGGGGGAGGCCGGCGUGAUCGCCCUGCAGUACCUGAACGACGGGGUGAGCCUGGCCUCGGGGUCAGCGGACUACUCGAUCAAGAUCUGGAACGUGGGGACAGGAACCUGCCGCAACUUCACGGGGCACAUGAACGACAUCCUGUGCUUCGCGUGCUCCUACAACGGCAACCUGCUCGUCUCGGGCUCGGCAGACCGCACCAUCAAGUCUUGGUCCCUGUCCCGCAAGUACUCGAACACCUGCCUCAAGACCAUGACCGGGCACACCGACGCGGUGUGGACGAUAGCCCUGCUGCCCGACCAGACCACGCUCUUCAGCGGCUCGCUGGACAAGUCGAUCCGCAUGUGGAACGUGGGAUUGGGGUCGCUGCUGAAGACCACGGUGAACGCGCACGCCUCGCACAUCACGCGGGUGCUGUACUUCGCGGAGGGCGUGCUGGCCAGCUGCUCGCAGGACGGCUGCAUCAAGCUCUGGGACUACCGCGCCAACAUCGAGGUGCACGCCCUGGCCGGCAAGAAGGCCGGCUUUACCACCAUGAUCGCCGGCGACGGGGGCUCGCUGCUGAGCGUCAACCAGGAGAAGGACGUGGAGGUCUGGGACUGA